Camellia sinensis is the source of this 5092-nucleotide messenger RNA. RefSeq names its product histidine kinase 2. NCBI's taxonomy places the organism in Eukaryota, Viridiplantae, Streptophyta, Magnoliopsida, Ericales, Theaceae. Gene Ontology annotation, cellular component: nucleus. Gene Ontology annotation, biological process: phosphorelay signal transduction system; phosphorylation. The record is from RefSeq and is a predicted model, not a curated record. Gene Ontology annotation, molecular function: phosphorelay sensor kinase activity.
GAUGUGCCCAACUUCAACAGCAUAUCCUCACUCAACACCCACAGAGACAGAGAGAGAGAGAGGAGACACCUCUUUUUAUCCCACAUUCUGAUAAUUGGUUCCAGUUGGGUUUGCAGUGAAACCAACUGGGUUCCAUCCAUUUUCUGUUAACGAUAAGUUUUCUUUCAGGAAAGUUUUGAUCUUUGAUUCUUCUUUCAGUUCUACAGAGCUUCUGCGUGAGUGAGAAAGAAGGGUCAUAGCAUUUGAAGAGUUAAACACAUCAUUUGGUUUCAUGAAGAAUCAACUGGGUGGCAAACUAUUUUGACCCUCUAGUUCAAUCUUCCUAGCUGAUGAUGCCACCUAAAUGUUGAUUUUGUUGAAAUUUGGGAGCUGGACUUGGUGAAGAAUCAACUAGAUUUCAAACAAUUGUAGUUUAUGGUUGAAACUCCAUAUUGGGUCUCCCUCAGGCUUAAAUUUGAUGACCUUUUCUGCUCUUUCUGGUGUUUCUUUUAACCUUUCAAGGCUCUUUUUGAGGUUAUGUAGGUGGAUUCUAGUUAAGAUGUCUUUGAAUUGCAAGUGCUCUGCCUCUAAGCAGAAAAUGGGAACCAAUUUCAAGCUGAAGAAGGCAAAGGAAUCUUUGCAUGGAUCUAACAGAGCCUGGAAGUGGAGUAGACAUCUUCUGUUUCUAUGGCUUUUUGGUGUUUUCAUUUGGUUUAUUGGGUUCUUCUAUGGUUUGAAUGAUGGGGCUUCGAGGACAAAGGAGGAGACUCUAGACUUGUGUCAACAACACAAAGCUAGGAUUUUGCUAGAACAUUUCAAUGUCAGCAACCAACUUCAUCAAUCAGAUCAGAUAACAUCCUUGAAAUGUACCAAAAAACUGGGGUAUGAAAUGUUGCCAAGAAAUGUAAAGGUUCAGCACUCAGAGAAUCAGGAAUUUGGAAACCAGCAUGACUUGGUUGCAGAAAAUGUAGAACUCCAGGAUCAAUGCCCUGUUCGAGAUGAGACUGUUGCUAGGAAAUUUCGCGUAUCUUUGCCUGAGGACAAGUCUCUAUCGGUUGCUUUGCAUCCUAUCUCUUCAUCAAUUAUUUCCAAUAAUAAUAACUGUGAAAAGAAUGUAUUGGAGACCAGGGCAUUUCGGCAUAGUGCAGAAGAGCAUUGUGAAAGUUUUUCUUUCUGUUUGGUUAAGGCAUGUUGGUGGGUUCUUCUUGGGGUAGUACUUGGCCGCAUAAUGCCUUAUUUAUAUGAAAAUUUGCUUGGAAAUCAAAAGCAGAAACUUUUUCAGCAGCAGGAACAGCAACAGCAGCAGCAAACUCGGAGUUCUUCAAGAAGUGCAGGGAAUUGGAGGAAGAGACUCCUCUAUCUGUUUGUUGCCGCUGGGGUGAUUGGAUCUGGUUGGUUAUUUUUUCACUUAAAUAACGAAAUAGCGUUUAGAAGGAAAGAGACACUUGCCAGCAUGUGUGAUGAAAGAGCCCGAAUGCUGCAAGAUCAGUUUAAUGUGAGCAUGAAUCACGUGCAUGCCUUGGCUAUCCUUGUCUCCACAUUUCACCAUGGAAAACAACCUUCCGCUAUUGAUCAGAAAACAUUUGGAGAAUAUACUGAAAGAACGUCUUUUGAGAGGCCACUUACAAGUGGAGUUGCCUAUGCCUUGAGAGUUCUUCACUCAGAAAGGAAACAAUUUGAGAAACAACAUGGAUGGACUAUAAAGAAAAUGGAAAAUGAGGAUCAAACUCUGGUCCAAGACUGUAAUCCUGAAAAUUUGGAUCCUUCACCCCUUCAAGAUGAAUACGCACCGGUUAUUUUUUCUCAAGAAACUGUCUCCCAUAUUGUAUCUAUUGAUAUGAUGUCUGGAAAGGAUGAUCGUGAGAACAUAUUACGAGCUAGGGCAUCUGGAAAGGGAGUUCUGACAUCUCCUUUCAAGUUACUAAAAUCCAAUCACCUUGGCGUUGUACUGACUUUUGCUGUAUAUAGCACUCACCUCCCUCCAAAUGCUACACCAGAGCAACGUAUUAAUGCUACUGUGGGGUAUCUAGGUGCAUCUUAUGAUGUCCCGUCACUGGUGGAGAAACUUCUACACCAGCUUGCUAGUAAACAGACAAUUGUUGUUAAUGUUUAUGACACAACCAACAAAAGUGCACCGAUCAAAAUGUAUGGUGGUGAUGUCAUUGAUACGGGUCUACUGCAAAUUAGCAAUCUUGAUUUUGGUGAUCCAGCUCGGAAACAUGAGAUGCAAUGCAGGUUCAAGCAGAAACCACCUCCACCUUGGACUGCAAUAGCAGCAUCGAUGGGGGUUCUUGUUAUCACUUUUCUUCUGGGUCAUAUAUUUGAUGCAGCGAUAAACCGAAUUGCAAAAGUGGAGCAGGAUUUUCAGGAAAUGAUGGAGCUCAAACACCGUGCUGAAGCUGCUGAUAUUGCAAAAUCUCAGUUUCUCGCAACGGUUUCCCAUGAAAUCAGGACUCCAAUGAAUGGCGUAUUAGGUAUGCUGCAAAGGUUAAUGCACACAGAUCUUGAUGCAAAUCAACGGGAUUGUGCUGAGACUGCUCAUGGUUGUGGGAGAGAUCUAAUAUCGUUGAUUAAUGAGGUUCUUGAUCAAGCUAAGAUAGAGUCAGGCAGGCUUGACCUUGAGGAUAUACCUUUUGAUUUGCGUGAUGUUCUUGAUAAAAUUUUGUCACUUUUUUUCAUCAAAUCUCAUGAAAAAGGGAUUGAGUUGGCUGUUUACGUCUCCAAUCAGAUUCCUGCAGUUGUUGUUGGAGAUCCUGGACGAUUCCGGCAGAUAAUUACUAAUCUUGUUGGAAAUUCAAUCAAGUUCACUCAUGACAAAGGGCAUAUACUUGUCUCAGUGCAUCUGGCAGACGAAGUGAGACUCCCUCUUGAUGUUAGGGACGAAGUGCUCAGACAGAGCUUAACCUUAGUCGAAGACUGUUCGAGGAACUCUUAUAAUACAUUGAGUGGUGUUCCCGUGGUUGACAGAUGGAAGAGUUGGAAGAAUUUUAAAAAAUUUAGUUGCACAAAUUUGGAGGAGGAAACUGAAAAGAUCAAAUUAUUAGUAACAGUUGAAGAUACUGGUGUGGGAAUUCCUCAAGAAGCACAAUGCCGUAUUUUCAUGCCUUUUAUGCAGGCCGAUAGUUCCACUUCACGAACUUAUGGUGGGACUGGAAUAGGGUUGAGCAUUAGCAAGCGUUUGGUUGACCUUAUGGGUGGAGAGAUUGGGUUUGUGAGUGAGCCUGGCAUGGGAAGUACUUUUUCAUUUACGGCAGUUUUAAGAAAAGGAGAAACGAGUUCUUUGGAUACAAUGCAGCAGCAGUAUGAUCCUGCUGUUUUGGAGUUCCGGGGACUGAGGGCAUUGGUGGUUGAUGAUAAAAGCAUCCGAGCUGAGGUCACCAGAUAUCAUCUUCAGAGACUUGGAAUAACUGCAGAUGUGGCUUUCAGUCUGGAUUCCGCAUGUGCGUAUCUAUCUAGUGCCUCCAACUCAAGUGUACCAUCACAUAUAGCCAUGAUUCUUAUUGACAAAGAUGUUUGGGGGAUGGAUGCGAGUCUUCCAUUCCAUCGUCUAAUUGAAGAGCUCAGAUCAAAUGGCAGAAAGGAAGUACCAGAAAGAUUGCCAAAGAUAUUUCUAUUAACAACCUCCAUAAGCAAUACCGAGCGCAAUGAACUCAAAUUAGCAGGUUUAGUAGAUAAUGUGCUAAUGAAGCCUCUUCGAUUAAAUAUGCUAAUUUUCUGCUUUAAAGAAGUGCUUGGAAUUGGGAAGAAGAGGCAACGAAAUAGAGGAAAACCCUUGACUGGAAACCUUCUUAGAAACAAGCGAAUCUUGGUGGUGGAUGACAAUGUUAUUAAUAGAAAAGUGGCUGAAGGUGUUCUAAAGAUGUAUGAAGCAAUUGUUACCUGUGUAGAUAGUGGAAAGGCUGCUUUAGAAAAGCUUAAGCCACCCCACAACUUCGAUGCUUGCUUCAUGGAUCUCCAAAUGCCGGAAAUGGAUGGUUUUGAAGCAACACGGAAAAUACGUAGUCUUGAGCGUGAGGUUAAUGAAAGAAUUGAAUCUGGUGAAGCAACUAUCGAGAUGUUUGCAAAUGUGGCCCAUUGGCACACGCCAAUAUUAGCAAUGACAGCCGAUGUGAUUCAAGCUACUAAUGAGGAGUGCAUGAAGUGUGGUAUGGAUGAUUAUGUGUCCAAGCCAUUUGCAGAAGAACAACUGUAUUCAGCAGUGGCACGAUUCUUUGAGUCUGGUUGAUUUGAGUGGGAAGGUGACUAAUAUGGAAGCAGUUGUUCAUUGGAAGUGUUUAAUCUGAGUUAUUUUGGAUUAAAUCCUAAAGCAAUUGGUCUAUCUAUUGACAUCCUCCACCACUAUGAGGUGUUAUGAUAGACCCUUCCAUCUGCAUUCUUUUUGCCCUUCCUUAUAUGGAGUGGUAGGUUAUGAUCAUAACUGGUUCAUGAUGCAUAGAUGAGGCUGGGAAAGAAAUUGACGACUUUUGCCUAAUUUGUCAUCGUUCUUCACCACACGAUCACUUGCCGGGUACAAAAUAAGAGAGAUGGGGAAAGUUUGUAUAUAACCGGUUCCGUUUGAUGCGUCUCUGUGCUCUAUAUUCUUGUACCUUGUUUUCUCCAUUCUUCCUUGAAGCAAGUUUAAGCAUAAAAAGUAAGUAAUGAAAUGAAAGAUUCGUCUUUCGUCUUCUAGAGAUUUUGUGGAAGGAUCAAUGCCACUGUCACUGCGACUCUGAGAGGGUGAUAGAUAAAAUUUUCAUUUAUUGAGAUUCAAAUAUGGUUAUUUAUUCACCCAAAAAAAAAAAAAUGGUAUUUUUGGACAUUAUAUUGCUUUAUGUUCAUAUUAACCUAAAGAAAAGAAGUGAAGAUUAUGUACAGGAGGCCCUCUUUCGAUAAGAUUUGGUUAGCAUUGUAAAAAUGCCUUUAAGAUGUGAAAUCUGUGUAGGAUAUUUUGUAUUCAACCUGGUUUUGGCUAUUGUGCUGUCUAAUGACCUUGUGUUAGUAUCUCACUUUUCUUGUAAUUCCUUGUUUGCUGAAAAUCUUUAUGGGAUUCAUUGUAAAAAGAAUUGUAACAUAUAUAAACACAUAUAUUUGGUGUUAUAUGCAAAUGGUAAUAUUAUAUAAGUUUAUGUGCAAA